AUGAGGCACCCAGCUGAUUCAAUGUCAUGGAAGUCAUUUGAUGAACUUCAUCCUUCAUUUGCAGUUGAGCCUCGUAAUGUUCGACUUGGACUUGCUAGUGAUGGAUUUCAGCCAUUCCGAAAUUCAAAAACCUCACAUAGCAUUUGGCAUGUGGUUCUUAUUCCUUAUAAUUUACCACCUUGGUUGUGCAUGAAACAAGAAAGUUUUAUUUUGUCAAUGCUUAUUCCUGGUCCAAAUGGCCCAGGAGAUGCAAUUGAUACAUAUCUUCAGCCUUUAUUAGAGGAAUUGAAGGAAUUGUGGGAGGUUGGUAUUGAGACCUAUGAUGCGUCAGCUAAAACGAAUUUUAAGUUGCAUGCUUCUUUGUUGUGGACCAUCAAUGACUUUCCAGCAUAUGAAAAUUUAUCUAGAUGGAGUACAAAAGGAAUAUUGGCAUGUCCAUAUUGCAAUAAAGACACUUCAUCAACUCGAUUGUCUAAUGGUAAGAAGCAGUGUUAUAUGGGUCAUCGACGCUACCUUCCUCAUAAUCACAAAUGGAGGAAUGAGAAGAAGUCAUUUGAUGGUACAGAGGAGAGAAGACCCCCGCCACAAAUGUGUUCUGGUAUUGAGAUACUUAAUCAAGUGCAGGAUCUUGAAGGGCUACAAUUAUCAAAGGAUCCGAAGAAAAGGAAGAAGAUAUCACAUGAAAAUCGAAAGGAUAAUUGGAACAAAAAAAGUAUCUUUUUUGAACUUCCAUAUUGGAAGAGUCUCUUGUUGCGAAAUAAUUUGGAUGUAAUGCAUAUUGAAACAAAUAUAUGUGAUAAUAUUAUGGGGACAAUCAUGAAUGUCAAAGGAAAGACCAAGGACACAAUUAAAACUCGGUUAGAUUUGCAAGAAAUGAACUUUAGGCUAGAAUUGCACCCUAUCCAAAAAGGGGAGAAAAUUGAAGUUGCAACUGCAUGCUACACAUUGUCUCCCGAAGAUAAGCACAAGUUAUGCCUUUUCCUAAAGAAUCUAAAGGUUCCUGAUGGAUUUUCAUCUAAUAUUUCUCAAUGUGUGAACCUGAAAGAUCACAAGAUAUCUGGGUUGAAAAGUCAUGAUUGUCAUGUUCCUCUGCAACAUCUACUCCCUCUUGCACUUCGUGGUAUAUUGUCACAAGAAGUGUGUGAACCUCUUAUUGAGUUAUCUUUGUUUUUUUGUAUUCUUGGAUCAAAGGAGUUGAGAAUUGAUAACUUGGAACAUAUUGAAGCUCAAAUUCCCAUUACACUUUGCAAAGAGUUUGCACAAACUCAUGAAAAUGCUCGCCACCUGUCUGAUAUAGAAUGGAAUCGACAAUUUAUUGAAUGGUUUAAAGAUAGGGUUGCACAAUUGCAUAAAGGAGAUUGUAGUCGUAUCAUGGAAGAUCUGCUCUCACUUUCACGCGGUCCUACACGAUAUUCGACGCAUUCUAAUGGUUACAUUGUUAAUGGAUAUAGAUUUCAUGUAGAAGAUUAUGAUAAAAAGUUAAGGACUCAAAAUUGUGGUGUCGUUGUAUUGGGUGAGAAUGAUAAAGAUAGUGAGAACCUUGAUUAG
Molecule: messenger RNA, 1548 nt
Organism: Solanum tuberosum (potato)
Lineage: Eukaryota; Viridiplantae; Streptophyta; Magnoliopsida; Solanales; Solanaceae
Exons: 3
Coding region: 1-1548 (515 amino acids)
Source: RefSeq, a predicted model, not a curated record